Messenger RNA from Cyanistes caeruleus (blue tit), 1540 nucleotides. The record is from RefSeq and is a predicted model, not a curated record. Lineage: Eukaryota; Metazoa; Chordata; Aves; Passeriformes; Paridae.
CCCGCCGCCGCGCCGGAAAGUUGCCGCCGCUUCCCUUCUGUCCCUCUUCAGUCCCUCGCCCCGAGCCGUGAGUUUUCUGCGUAAAAUACAUUAACGAGUCCUUUCAUUUGCUUGUUCCUUCAGGGUCGCGUGUUAGUUUUGUUGGAGAGGGGUGCAGGCUCUCUCUGUUACUCGGCGAGAGAGCUGGCAGAUGUCCCAAGUGAGAGAACCUCUUCCUCCGGGGCCUGGAGGGCCAGAGCAAGCUCCGACUGAAAACAGCUCUUUGAUCUCCCUCCCUCGAGGAAAAACUGACCAAGAGACUACUGUGGCAGGAGAUAAAGACAUAAACCAGCCUUCCAGUAAUCAAAGUAUACAAGCAGAGAUACAAGAGCAGUCCAUCUGGGGAAAUCGCACUGAUGGUGACCUCAUCAGAACACAACCUCGACGUUUGCCUCAGCCAAAUACUUCAGCACUGGAAAGGAGUGAGGAAGAAAGUGGAAAAAUCCAAAAUGGCCAUGUGGGUCUGGGUAAUGGAAGUGGAAUUCACAACGGGGUCAAGCAUAUGCCUGCAGACAACAGAAAGCUUUCAUCUCCUGUUUCAGAAAAAAUGCACAGAAAAAUUCAGUCCACCUUGUCUGUCAACAGCAACAGCAGCAAGAAGAAUAAAAUAAGCUCUGUGUUUUCUCAAAAGCCAGGUACUUCACCAGAAGAUUGCUGUGUUCACUGUAUCCUGGCUUGCUUGUUCUGUGAAUUUCUCACCCUCUGCAACAUUGUUCUGGGACAAGCAUCCUGUGGCAUCUGCACGUCGGAAGCCUGCUGCUGCUGCUGCGGGGACGAGAUGGGGGAUGACUGUAACUGCCCGUGUGACAUGGACUGUGGCAUAAUGGACGCGUGUUGUGAAUCUUCAGAUUGCUUGGAGAUCUGCAUGGAAUGCUGUGGGAUCUGCUUCCCAUCAUGAAAUAUUUAUCCCUUUCUAUUUUAUUCUCUAUAAAACUGGAGAGCUUUUCUUUAAAUACAUUUGAAGAAAGACUAGGUAAGAUUUUCACACUUGCACUGUUAAUUCUCUUUAUAUAAAUAUUUUUUUAAAAAGUAAUCCUCAAGUCUGUAUUCUAACACAAAUGGUAUAGUUUUGUAUGUGAAACUAAAGCUACAUUCCAGCUUCCUUUUGGCUUUGCAAAUGGAAGAGUUUACUGAAAGUAAAUUCUAGGCCUGAUACUGCAGGCCACAUGAAGGCAAAAUUGCCAUUUGAAUCCAGUGAAUCAAGGUUUUGGUCAGAGAACAGACUGCAAGGCAAAGCCUUAAGUAUUUGCUACAUACUUUAAUGUUUAAACACUCAAAUGCCUCCAUGCAUAACAUGCCUUUACAGGCAUUCUGAAAAUCAACAUAUCUCUGUUUCUCUCUCUUUGGGUUGAAAGCAACUUUGCUCUAUUAUUUUAAACUUAAUUCAAAAGCCAGCAUUAGAAAUAUACUGUUGGUUUUGCUACAGUGGUCAUGUUGGCAAUAUGUCUUUUGUUUUGAAUAUCUCAUUAAUUAGAGAGCAAUUCCCGGUAUUUUACAUUGC